AUGAUGCCAUUGCCCCUUCUGUGAAAUAAGUGGUGGCCUUUUGUCCCUGCCCCACUACACCACAGUGGAGUCUGGUCCAUUUGGGCAAAUGGGGCACUGCCCCACCAACCUCAAGUCUGCCCUCAGCCAGUCCCCAAGGGGCUGCCUUCUUACUUACAACUAGUCCAGGGAGUGGCUUUGGCUGUCAGGUUCCUUUUCUUUAGUCUGUGUAGUCCCUUGUAAAACACAGCAGGGAAGAUGGAGACAAAACUAGGAUGAGCUGGCUGUGCCUGCCAUUGGCUCUGACUCCCACCUCCUGUUGGUUUCCCUGCCUUCCGCCCUACCAGUCCCGAAGGACACCAGCUGCUGCCACCACUACUAGGACUGCAACUAUUGCAGCCCAAUACUAUGCAUGGUUUCUUGAUAAGUUCCACUGAGUUCAAUAGGGCUGUCACUCCAAGGCAGUGCUUUAAUUAUUUUUUGGUGGGGAAGGAGGUAGGCGGAUCCUUAAUUUACAAACCCUGUCCUCUGGCUCGCCCAAAUUUUAGCAAAAUCAUCUACCCCUUAGCUUUCUGAAGAGGGUAUCUAAGGGAGCAGUUGCAAAAAGGGGCUGCCUUCCACUUGUAAUUUUAGUGUUGUUCUUGCUGCUGAUCAGGAAUGGGACUGUAGCGCAGCUAUAUAGCACUGUGUGGUGCAGUGCUUAGAAUGUCAGACUGAGACCUGGGGGACCAGGGCAAAUCCCUACUCAGCUAUGAUGCUCAGAGAGUGACUUUGGGCCAGUCAUUCUCUCUCAGUCUAAUCUGCCUCACAGGGUUGUUGUGAGGAUAACCUGGGGAGGGAGAGAACCAUGUAUGCCAUCUUGAGGUCUUUAGAGGAAAGGUGGGAUUAUAUAUAUAACCAUACAUACACACUGCACAUGGUUUGAAUACAAAAAUGUCCCAGAUUCAAUCCUUGUUUUUCCAGGUUGUUUUUUUAAAGGGUCACGUAGGAGGUGAUGUCAUAGAAUCAUUGCAUGGUAGAGUUAGAAGGGGCCUAUAAGGCCAUCAGGUCCAACCGCCUGCUCAAAGUAUUCCCGAUAGAUGGCUGUCCAGUGAACCAUGUGUUGUCCAUGUGAACAACCUUUCUUUGCUUGAGACCCUGGAGACCUGCUGCUGCCAGUCAGUGCAGUCAAUACUGGGCUAGGUGGGCUAAUACAGUAGGGCCCCGCUUUGUGGCGCUCUGCUUUGCAGCAUUCCACCAAUACAGCAAUUGUCAAUUGCAGAAAGGCCCCGCUCCUACAGCACUUGUUCUGGUUUUACAGCGUUUUUCAGGCAAUGUUAGUCAAUGUGUUCCGCUUUACAGUGGAUUUCGCUUUACGGCAGUCCGGAACGGAACCCGCCGUAUGAGCGGGGCCCUACUGUAGUCGAACCUGGUAUAAAGCAGCUCCUGAUAUUCCCAACGGCCAUCAUAGCCUUGCUUUGGCAGAAGUCUCUCUGAUUCACUGAACCAAAUAAUUCAAAGUAAGUGACCAUAUCCAUACCAUACAUUUAAAGUAGUAUCAUACCACUUUAAACAGUCAUGGCUUCCCCCAAAUAAUCCUGAAAAUUAUAGCUUGUUAAGGGUGCUCAGAGUUGGUUAAGGGACCCCUGUUCCCCACACAGAACUACAAUUCCCAGAGCUCCCUGGGAAGAGGGACUGGUUGUUAAACCACUUACAGUGCUGUGAGAGGAAUGGGGGUUUCCUAACAACUCUCUGCUCACUUAACAAACUAUAGUUGCCAGGAUUCCUUUGGGGGACUAUGGCUGUUAAAGUGGUAUAAUAGUGCUUUAAAUGUAUGGUGCUGAUGUGCAAUCUGUAGGAUUGCAGCUCUAACAUAAAACAGGGAUUGUCCCUUGCUGGCUUGUUCAGCACCUGGGCCAGUCUAUGCAAUAAAGGCAUGUUACCCAGACCAAGCUGGAUGUUCCUUCCCAUCCCAUCCAACAGAGCAGUGCUGCUGGAGAAGGUGGAGUCUCUGGGGUUAGCUCCCAAUCUCCUAUGUUGAGCGUUGUCCCAACCAAAUUCCAUUACUAAAAUCAAGGCUAUCACAGUGGUUCUACUGUCUGUUAGGAGCAGGGAAUCACAACCCAAGUAAAGAACUAAUUCCCUUCCAGCCCUUCCAAAAACUGGCAAACAUAGUCUAAAAACCAAUUCAUAUUUACUUGGCAGUAAGCCUCACUGAUUUCAAUGGGACAUAUUUUCACUUACCCAGAAGACUGAGCCAGAAAGCAGCAAGUCCUCAGUUUCAAUCACAAACUCACUAGAUUGCCUUAGGCAAGCCACUUUUUAUUAGCCUCAGCACCCCAUCUGUGAUAUGGGAGUCACAACAUCAACCCACCUUACAGGGUUGUUGCAAGAACUACAAUAGCAUAAUGUGUGUGAAGCAAUUUAAAUAGUUUCACAUGCAUUAUAAAUACUAAGUAUUGUUAAUUAUAACAAUACUUAACAUUUAUAAUUAUGAUCAUGCAUGUCUACUCGCAAACAAGUUCUACUGAGUUUAAUAGGACUUACACCCAGGUAAGUGUAAAUAGGAUUGCAGCCUUAGCAAGUCCUGAUCCAGAGCCUCAUGUAUAAACAAAGAGUUCCUGCAAAUGUGACUUGCCUCCUCAAUUUCAACAGGAGGAGGACUUCCUGAUGGAUUUGUUGUUGUGAAUGGAAAACGGAAAAUCAGUUUGCAUGUGAGAGCAUGCACCACCUGUUGGACAAGGUAAUAUGAAAAUGCUCAAUGUCAUCAUCAGAGGCAGGAUCAGACUGCUGAGGGAGCAUAGGAUCUGGACAAAGAUUUCCAGAGAAGAGUGAAGAAUGCUGGACCGGGCUAUUCUCCUUCUCUUCCUCCAUUUUGUCAUGUGUUCCCUCUCUUCUCCUCUCUACCCAGCACUCAGGUAUGGUCCACUACCCAUUUCUGGCAAGGCAGUGAGCUUUCAGCUGCAAGAAAGUGGUCCAGUGCAGAGCCACAAUCUAUCAGUGGAAGAACAGGAGGAGGAGAACUUCCUCACUGACCCUGCUGAGAAAAGGAUGCAGCGUCAUGCAGAUGCCAUAUUCACCGAUAGUUACCGGAAAGUCCGGGGCAAGAUGUCAGCUCAGAAGUUAUUGCAGGGCAUUGUUGGGAAAAGGCUUGGGGAAGACAGCCUGGGAGAUGAGGAACAUGAAUUCUUGACCCGGCGACAGUCUGACAGCAUCCUGAUGGACAGUCGUUACCAUCAGCAGAUGGUACUGAGGAAUUUCUUGGGAGCCAUGUUGCAGAAUCAAAGGUCUCAAGAUAUCAACAGUGACCAUUUAGAGGAUUUUGUCAAUGUCCUAACCAAGCUCAUGGAACUGUAAAUAAGCUUUGCCCCAUUUCACUCUGGU
Rhineura floridana is the source of this 3342-nucleotide messenger RNA. It is a transcript of the gene GHRH, whose product is annotated as growth hormone releasing hormone. Gene Ontology annotation, cellular component: extracellular region; perikaryon; terminal bouton. Bases 2797 to 3315 code for a protein of 172 amino acids. Gene Ontology annotation, biological process: adenylate cyclase-activating G protein-coupled receptor signaling pathway; positive regulation of cell population proliferation; positive regulation of multicellular organism growth. Lineage: Eukaryota; Metazoa; Chordata; Lepidosauria; Squamata; Rhineuridae. Gene Ontology annotation, molecular function: peptide hormone receptor binding; growth hormone-releasing hormone activity; growth hormone-releasing hormone receptor binding. The record is from RefSeq and is a predicted model, not a curated record. The transcript is spliced from 7 exons.